Astyanax mexicanus (Mexican tetra) is the source of this 3205-nucleotide messenger RNA. It is a transcript of the gene enpp2, whose product is annotated as ectonucleotide pyrophosphatase/phosphodiesterase 2. The record is from RefSeq and is a predicted model, not a curated record. Gene Ontology annotation, biological process: phosphatidylcholine catabolic process; immune response. Gene Ontology annotation, molecular function: zinc ion binding; calcium ion binding; phosphodiesterase I activity. The transcript is spliced from 25 exons. Bases 16 to 2766 code for a protein of 916 amino acids. NCBI's taxonomy places the organism in Eukaryota, Metazoa, Chordata, Actinopteri, Characiformes, Acestrorhamphidae.
AUUACUGCCGGCUAAAUGCUGGUUCUGCGCAUGCGCCCGCGCCCUCUCCUCAUUGGUCGUGUGGAGCUGCUAACGGGCGCUCGUGCAGCGCCGCUGCUGCAGUCUGUGCGCGCGGAGCAGCAGCGCGAGGAGGAUGGAGCUGAAACUGGUACGGUGCUCUGUGCUGUCUCUCUCCUCUCGUGGUCCAGUGUUUGCCUGGCCUACGUCCUCAGCCGGUCUGGAAAAACAGGAACAUCAGACAACUUUCAGUCAGACUCCCAGUAUGACAGCACAUCAGGAUCCUGCAAAAACAGGUGCUUUGAACUGCAGGAAGCCGAGCCCCCGAACUGCCGCUGUGACAACCUUUGCAAAACCUAUAACAGCUGCUGCUCAGACUUUGACGAGCACUGUUUGAGGACAGAGGGUGGCUUUCAGUGCAGUAAGGAGCGAUGUGGGGAAACCCGAAACGACCAACAUGCCUGCCACUGCUCAGAUGACUGCCUUACCAAAGGGGACUGCUGCACAAACUACAAGACCCUGUGCAAAGGUGAUACUCCCUGGUUGCAGGAAGAGUGUGAGGAGAUAAAAACCCAUGAGUGUCCUGCUGGGUUUGUUCGUCCACCACUCAUCAUGCUUUCUGUUGAUGGCUUUCGUGCCUCCUACAUGAAGAGGGGCAAUACAGUGAUCCCCAACAUUGAGAAACUGAGGACAUGUGGAACCCAUGCACCAUACAUGAGACCGGUCUACCCAACCAAAACCUACCCAAAUUUAUAUACAAUUGCAACGGGCCUUUACCCUGAAUCCCAUGGAAUUGUAGGUAACUCUAUGCAUGAUCCUGUCUUUGAUGCAACCUUUACACUCAGAGGGAAAGAGAAGCUGAACCAUCGUUGGUGGGGAGGACAGCCUAUCUGGAUCACUGCUGAGAAGCAGGGGAUAAAAGCUGCCACUUUCUUCUGGCCUGUAGGGAUUCCACUGGAGAGGAGGGUGUUGACCAUGCUUCAGUGGCUUCACCUCCCUGAUGCAGAAAGGCCGUAUGUUUACGCCAUGCACUCUGAGCAGACGGACACCUACGGCCACAAACUAGGACCCCAGAGCACUGAGCUCAACAGCCCUCUGAAGGAGAUUGAUAAGGUGGUUGGACAACUGAUGGAUGGUUUGAAACAGAUGAAACUUCAUCGUUGUGUUAAUAUCAUCCUGGUUGGAGACCAUGGCAUGGAGGAAGCUCACUGUGACCGGACGGAGUUCCUCAGUUCGUACAUGUCCAACAUAGAUGACAUCAUUUUAAUCCCUGGCUCUCUCGGAAGAAUCCGAGCUCGCCAUCCUAACAACUCAAAGUAUGACGCAAAAGCAGUGGUGGCAAACCUUACAUGUAAAAAGCCAGAUCAGCACUUUAAACCUUACUUGAAGCAGCACCUUCCUAAACGUCUUCAUUAUGCAAACAACCGCCGUAUUGAGGAGAUCCACUUGAUGGUGGAAAGAAAAUGGCACGUAGCAAGGAAGAUUCCAGAAGUGAAGAGGCAUCCAGGCAAGUGUGGCUUUUCGGGUGACCACGGAUAUGAUAACAAGAUUACCAGCAUGCAGACUGUUUUCCUUGGAUACGGACCAAUGUUUAAAUUCAAGACGAAGAUACCACCAUUUGAAAACAUUGAGCUGUACAACAUUAUGUGUGACCUCCUUGGCUUGAAGCCAGUUCCAAACAACGGUACCUACGGCAGCCUGAACCACGUGCUGAAAAACCCUGUCCACAAACCUACCAUGCCUGAAGAGGUUACUAAACCGAACCCCUCCGGGGCCGUCACUGCUGUUACUGAUGACCUAGGGUGCACCUGCGAUGAAAAGUUGCGUUCAAAAAGUAGGGGGCAGAGGGCUUUGAAAGUGGCCCUGGUAAGAGGCUAUAACCUGGAGUCACUCUGGCUCUGUCUCUUACAGAACAAAGUGGAGGAGCUCAAUCAACGACUGAGACAAGUUAUCAACGAUAGCAAGAAUCUUCCUCACGGUCGCCCAGCAGUCAUGUUCCGCACAAAGUACAGCAUCCUACACCACAGCGACUACAUCAGCGGAUACAGCGAAUCUCUGUUUAUGCCUCUGUGGACCUCCUAUACAGUCCCUAAACAGGUGGAUGUGACCCCUCUUCCAGAAGCACUAAGUAACUGUGUAAGGCCUGAUGCCAGAGUUCCACCUGCUUACAGCCAGUCCUGCACAAACUACCGAGCUGACAAACAGAUCUCCUACAGUUUUCUUUACCCACCUCAGUUGGCUUCCUCUCAGGAAGCAAGAUACGAUGCCGUGCUCAUCACCAACACUGUGCCGAUGUACCCAGCAUUCAAACGUGUGUGGACCUACUUCCAGAAGGCUCUAGUGAAGAAGUUUGCCAGUGAGAGGAAUGGACUCAAUGUGGUCAUUGGCCCCGUCUUUGACUACGACUAUGAUGGCCUUCGGGACUCAGCAGAGAAGAUGAAACAGUAUGUGAGUGGCUCUGUGUAUAUCCCCACUCAUUUCUUCAUCGUGGCAACGAGCUGUCUGGAUUAUACACAGACUGUGGAUUCAUGCGAGGGCCCUCUCAGUGUCUUCUCCUUCAUCUUGCCUCACCGAGCAGAUAAUGAUGAGACCUGCAAUAGUUCAGAGGAAGACUCAAAAUGGGUGGAGGAGCUGAUGAAGAUGCACACAGCACGUGUGCGGGACGUUGAGCUCCUGACCGGACUGGACUUCUACCGCCGCUCCAGCCAGAGUUACACCGAUAUCCUCUCUCUAAAGACGUAUCUGCACACGUACGAGAGCGAGAUCUGAACCACUGCCAUCCUUCCACUAGGCGCAGGCCUUAUCCCAUCAAACUCCCCACCACCACUAUCCCGUACCCCCUCCACUGCCCCCACCCUCGUGAAAUGGUGUAUAUUUUUAUACAAGCUGUCAUAUUUAUUGUCUAUUGUGUAACGUUUUCAAAAAUUUCUUACAUUUUUCCUUCAAUAAAUUACAUGCAUGAAUGGGCCAAAUUGAAAUGAAUUUAAUAACAGUGUGAACAUGUUGCUUUUUCUUUGUAUUGAGUGAGAGAUGUGUGCUGUGGUGAGUGUGGGUGAGACUGAUAAGUACUAGAGUGAGAAUUUGUACUGUAUACUGUAAUGAAACUUGUAAUAUUGCCUUUGAACAUGUACCACUUCCACUUGUGUGAUUCGCUUUGUUUAUUAUAUGUAAAACUGAAUGUCAUGUAAUUAAACACUUUUAUACUUAG